Messenger RNA from Zychaea mexicana, 489 nucleotides. RefSeq lists its product as uncharacterized. Lineage: Eukaryota; Fungi; Mucoromycota; Mucoromycetes; Mucorales; Lichtheimiaceae. The coding region runs from base 1 to 489 and encodes 162 amino acids. The record is from RefSeq and is a predicted model, not a curated record. The transcript is spliced from 4 exons.
AUGGCUACAGGCUCCAAGUUCAAUUUCCACUUUUGGACAGGCAAGGCAAAAGACACAAUAAAGAAUGCAGCACUCGGCAGCAAAAAAACGGCACCACCUCAGCAUCAACAUCAUCAGCAUAACAAUAGCCACGUUCAUCCGCAUGCCUAUGAUCAUGCUAUCACGACCAUGUCGCCUACGUCGCCCGAGCAGCGCGAGAGGAAGAUGUCAUUUGGUAGACCAGCUUUUCAAGAAAACCGUAAAAACAGUACAUCGCCCGCACCGCCCACUUUGACCAAAAUCGAUCAUACCAGUAAUAUUGGCAAGCACCCUUCUCAUCAGUCACCAUCACGAUCGACAUCCAGUGACGAAACAUCGCCAGUGACACCUCGCGCGACAAACGACCUAUACACACGCCGGUGUGCUCGCUGCCAUAGAGAUGUUGUAAAAGAAAGUUCUGUUCCAGUAGGAGAUGAUACAAUAAUCAUCAGCCAUCAGUUGCUUACAUAA